UCACAAGACGCUGAUGAAUAAAUGACGUGGAUUUUCAUUGUAGCCACUGACUCACUAUCUUCGCAUGACAGAUUUGGCAGUGAUUGAAUUGCGUCGUUCGACCACGUUAUAGCAACUGUGUUUAAAUUAGAUAUUCAUUUAGUGUUUGUUAGUAGAAAGAUAAGACGCGUUAGAAGCUUUGGAAAACAGCUGCCAAUUAUCUUUGAAAUAGCCCCCAUUCAAGUCUCAGGAUGAGUAAAAGCAAGGUGUUGAAUCUUAAGGACAAAAUCGAUGGCAAUGAAAUGGAUCUGAGUCUCUGUAACCUCACUGAAGUUCCUGUUAAAGAACUGGCUGCCUUCCCUAAAGUUACAGUCCUGGAUCUGUCCUGCAACAACAUAAGUUCUCUGCCUUUGGAGUUCUGCAGCCUGAGUCACCUGAUCAAGGUGGACCUGAGUAAGAACCAGCUGACUGUUCUACCGGAUGACCUGGGUCGCCUUAGCAACCUGCAACAGCUGGACCUGUACAACAACAAGCUAACCAUUCUGCCUGUCAGCUUCUCACAGCUGAAGAAUCUGAAGUGGCUGGAUCUAAAGGACAACCCUCUGGAAAUCAACCUGGCCAAAGCUGCAGGAGACUGUCUGGAUGAAAAACAAUGUAAACAGUGUGCUGUGAGGGUUCUCCAGCACAUGAGGAUCCUUCAGGACGAGGUGGACAAGGAGAGGGAGCGGCGCCUUCAAAAGGAGAAAGAACUGGAGAAGAAGAAAGAGGCAAAGCAGAGAGAGAGAGAAGCCAAGGAGAGAGAGGCUCGUAAACGAGAGAAGGCUGAGGAAAAGGAAAGAAAGAGGAAGGAAUACAAUGCUCACAUUGCUGCCAUGGCUGUCCAGGAACAGAAGAAUAAGAGAAAGGAGGAGAAGAGGAGGAGGACUGGGCAGGCAGUAGCAGAUAAGAAAGCAGCAGUUGAAUCCGCCCCCAAGGCCCAGAGACACACUCUCAUUGGCCUGCUUUUCAAGCUCCUCCUCCUGUUGCUGUUGGGAUUGGCUGGUGUUGUCGGUGUGUGUCAGCUGACAGGGCUAAACGACGAGGCAAUGUGUGUACCAGUCAACAGUGCCGUGGGGGAUGGCCUAUCCUGGGUCCGGGAACAGAAAGUCGAUCUAAAGGUCAGAGAGCUGGUACAGGAAGUAGAUAUCAGAGCCAGAGAACUGCUGCAGAAACUUUCUUCUCUGGCACCACAACUCCUCAAACCCCUCGUACCCACGGCAACAGUGACAGAACCUGUGGAAACAGUAGAAAACUGAAGAAAAAUUAACAAGGAAAAAGAUGGACGACCUGCUUAAAUUCCUAUGGAAUUGUCCUGUCAUCGCUCCAGGGUUCCUCUUUGUAUGCACUCUGUUUUUAAUCACUGGCUGUCUACAUGUCAAGCCACUUGCACCCUAAGCCCUAUACUAUUUGAUUUGAGUGCAAGGUAAUGCACUAUUAAAAAGAGAAUAGGGUGUGAUUGGGGCCUCUAACUCUUGCUCACUCCCAAGUUAACCGCAAAGCUCUGGGCUUUGUAGAUCUGAAAGGACCAAUAUUGUGAACAAACUAAUACUAAGCUAAUACAGAGCAGGCAAAAGGCAGUUUUAGAAUGGCAAAUGCCAUUAUAGAUUCACACUUUUUAAUAGUCAACCGACUUCAGUGGCUGAUACCUUGGGAUGACUUGUUGGGAGCAAUUUCAUCAGGAUGGAUCAACCAAUCAGGAAGAAAACAAUUGACUUCUUAAAAAUGGAGAUUGCUUUGAUGCUGCCCAUAUGUUCAGACACCAUGAUGAGAACUGUAUAGGAAUACUUUCAUACUUAUAAUACUUUAUUCUACAUUCUGCUUUCAUCUGUUUAUUCCUUACAGACCUGCAAAAGAGCAAAGCAGGGUUAAUUUAGGAUUUGGCAUUAAUGACAGCCCCCUUCUGCGCUGCAUUGAUGUCUUAAAGUUCAACUGCUAAUAAGUGAGAUAUUGGCCAGUAUUUGAGCCAAUCAGAUCAUAUUAUUAAUGGUAUGCAUCUAUGGUUGGUUUAGGCAGUCUGAGCAUGUUCGCUGAGGCUGUAAUGCUCCCCUCUUCCAUCUGUCAAGGCAAGUUGGCUGCACUCUUUGUUGUAAUGCUUUGCCACCAUUCAAGGACUGUCAGCAUAAAUAAAUGCAUAUAAGCUGAA
Molecule: messenger RNA, 2161 nt
Organism: Esox lucius (northern pike)
Lineage: Eukaryota; Metazoa; Chordata; Actinopteri; Esociformes; Esocidae
Gene: lrrc59
Product: leucine rich repeat containing 59
Exons: 8
Coding region: 231-1274 (347 amino acids)
Molecular function (GO): protein binding
Source: RefSeq, a predicted model, not a curated record